GAAGGAAUCAACAAGCCUGCUCCACAUCAGGAGAUCACCUGCUUCUUCACCUUCACCAUACAAGUACAUGUCUUGCUCCACCACCUUACCUUGCGCGCAGCCUCACGACAUUUCAUCCCACUUACGACUACACUAGCUGACAGGCUAUUUGCCAGGAUGGUUUCCUCUCCCGGAGACGGUCACAUCAAGCAGAUGAACAACGACAGAAAGAGCGUCACCCCAACCGAGAAGUCUGCACCUUUGAGUGACACCAAGUCGCCCGGCGUCGCUCGCAUCGAAGCCCUCAACGCUCAUACCUCACUCAUCAACCGCUACUUCAUCUUCUUCGGCUUGUUCCUAGUGGCCUACGCCUAUGGCCUGGAUGGUACUCUCCGCGGCACAUACCAGCCUUACGCAACCGCUGGCUUUGAGACGCAUUCCACGCUUGCCACGAUCGGUGUGCUGCGAAGUGUGAUUGCUGCCGCUGCUCAGCCAACGGCCGCGAAGAUUGCCGAUGUCUUUGGACGAGUCGAAGUUGUCCUGGUGUCCAUCUUCUUCUACGUCUUGGGAACGGUUAUUGAAGCUGUCAGCGACAACGUAGAGUCGUUCGCGGCAGGUGCGGUGUUCUACCAGGUUGGCUACACUACCAUGAUCGUACUCAUCGAAAUCAUCAUUGCCGAUAUCACAUCCCUUCGAUCACGUCUCUUCUUCUCAUACGUGCCGGCCAUACCCUUUCUGAUCAAUACCUGGGUGGGCGGCGACGUUAGUCAAGCGGUCUUGACUGCCACAACCUGGCGAUGGGGCGUGGGCAUGUGGGCUAUCAUCUACACUGUCUGCGCUGUGCCUUUGGUUGCAUCCUUGUUAUGGUCAUCCUACAAGGCGAGAAAGGCCGGAGCUCUCGAUAAAUUCAAAACUCCGUAUCAGGUGUACGGUGGCAAACGCCUUGCAACAGCACUCUUCUGGCAGCUUGACGUACCAGGAAUCAUCCUUCUCAUCGCAGUGUUCGGCUGCAUCCUCACACCCUUCACAAUCGCAGGCGGUACCUCUUCGCAAUGGGGCACAGCCAAGGUCGUCGCUCCUCUCGUCAUUGGCAUCCUCUGCGUCCCUGUAUUCGUCAUCUGGGAACGCCGCGCGCCUCAUCCCAUGCUUCCUUUCCACCUCCUCGCCGACCGCGCAGUCUGGGGCGCUCUCGGCAUCGCGUGCACCCUGAACUUCGCCUGGUACAUGCAGGGCGACUUUCUUUACACUGUGCUUAUUGUGUCUUUCAACGAGAGCAUCAAGAGUGCGACACGAAUCUCCUCGCUCUACAGCUUCAGUUCCGUCAUCACCGGCCUCAUCCUCGGAUUGGUGGUCUUUCGCGUCAGACGCCUCAAGCCCUUCAUCGUCUUCGGCACCUGCCUGUUCAUGGUUGCCUUUGGUCUCUUGACCCACUACCGUGGCGGCACAGGCGCUGCCUCACACUCCGGCAUCGUUGGCGCACAGAUCUGUCUCGGUAUCGCGGGUGGCAUGUUUCCCUACCCGGCACAAGCCAGCAUCCAAGCAGCGACUAAACACGAGCAUGUCGCUAUCGUCACGGGUAUCUACCUUGCUACAUACAACAUUGGCUCUGCGUUGGGAGCCACGGUCAGUGGCGCUAUGUGGCAACAUAUGAUUCCCGGGGAGCUGCUGCGCCAGACUGGCAACUCGCCUUUGGCUGCGGCAGUCUACGCCGAUCCUUUCGACUUCGUUGUGACGUACCCAGUGGGUACACCGGAGCGAGAGGCUGUGAUUCAGGCUUAUCGACAUGUCCAGCGUCUGCUCUGCAUUGCCGGUAUCUGUCUAUCCGUCCUCCUAAUCGGCUUCUCGCUGGUCAUCCGCAACCCCAAGCUGGGUAAGGAGCAGAGUCUAGAGCAUGCCGAGGAGCAGGAGGUUCUAGAGACGCAGAGUAAGGGCGUUUGGGCGUGGUUGAAGCAGUGAGCAGCCAGGAUGUGUUGAGCAAGAGCUCACGAGAAGGAUAACAAGGGUGUAGUUUCAGGGACAAUCAGCAGGAACCGGUACCUGACUGAUAACAAAAGUAAACUCUGCUGUUCGGUAGUUGGCACGAUCAUAAUGAUAAUAUUACGGUAUCAGAUCC
This is a messenger RNA of Macroventuria anomochaeta, 2092 nucleotides long. RefSeq names its product siderochrome-iron transporter-like protein Sit1. Gene Ontology annotation, cellular component: endosome; vacuolar membrane. Bases 157 to 1935 code for a protein of 592 amino acids. The record is from RefSeq and is a predicted model, not a curated record. The transcript has 8 exons. Gene Ontology annotation, biological process: transmembrane transport; intracellular iron ion homeostasis. NCBI's taxonomy places the organism in Eukaryota, Fungi, Ascomycota, Dothideomycetes, Pleosporales, Didymellaceae. Gene Ontology annotation, molecular function: siderophore-iron transmembrane transporter activity.